Molecule: messenger RNA, 707 nt
Organism: Mangifera indica (mango)
Lineage: Eukaryota; Viridiplantae; Streptophyta; Magnoliopsida; Sapindales; Anacardiaceae
Product: basic blue protein-like
Exons: 2
Coding region: 146-520 (124 amino acids)
Cellular component (GO): plasma membrane
Molecular function (GO): electron transfer activity
Source: RefSeq, a predicted model, not a curated record
ACAGAGAGGCCUCCAUAAAAAGGGCAAUCUUUCUAUGAGUUUUGCUCAUCAAAUUAAGAGACGACACUGCUCUCUCUGUCUUUGAAAUUCAUAUUUGUGGUUUCGAGAUUAAUAUUAAUUAAUUAUUAAGGUUUUUUCAGACAAGAUGGUGCAGGAAAGAGGCAGUGCAAUUGUUCUUACAGUGGUGCUGAGUUUGGUUCUUCUCCAGUAUUGUGAGUUUUCUGAAGCUGCAAGUUACGUUGUGGGGGGUCCUGGUGGUUGGACUUUCAAUGUUAAUAGAUGGCCUAAGGGUAAAACUUUCAAGGUUGGUGAUAUUCUCGUAUUCAACUACAAUCCUUCAAUUCACAAUGUGGUUGCUGUAAACAAAGGUGGUUACCGUAAUUGCAAGACGUCAAGAGGUGCAAAGGUUUUCAAAAGUGGAAAGGAUCAAAUUAAGUUAGCCAAGGGACCGAACUACUUCAUUUGCAGUACCCAAGGACAUUGCCAAUCUGGAAUGAAAAUUGCUGUCACUGCAAAUUAACUCAUCUUUACGUAAUAUUCACUACUGUUCCCAAAUGCAUGGUCUGUCUUUUACCCGAAUGUAUCCUUAACCGCAUUAAAAAGAAAAUGUUUGGGUGUGGUUUGUUGAAUAUAAUGAGUUACGGAUUUUAAAUACCUAGUUUGGUUUGUUAUUUUUAAAAAAUUAAUAACAUUUAAUCUUUUCUGUA